Procambarus clarkii (red swamp crayfish) is the source of this 2268-nucleotide messenger RNA. The record is from RefSeq and is a predicted model, not a curated record. NCBI's taxonomy places the organism in Eukaryota, Metazoa, Arthropoda, Malacostraca, Decapoda, Cambaridae.
AUGGUUGGCACUGUUCCAGGUGGAGGUGGAACAGUAACUAUGGUUGGCACUGUUCCAGGUAGAGGUGGAACAGUAACUAUGGUUGGCACUGUUCCAGGUGGAGGUGGAACAGUAACUAUCGUUGGCACUGUUCCAGGUGGAGGUGAAACAGUAACUAUGGUUGGCACUGUUCCAGGUGGAGGUGGAACAGUAACUAUGGUUGGCACUGUUCCAGGUGGAGGUGGAACAGUCACCAUUAUGGUGGUCACUGGUCCAGGUGGAGGUGGAACAGUCACCAUUGUGGUAGUCACUGUUCCAGGUGGAGAAGGAACAGUCACCAUUGUGGUGGUCACUGUUCCAGGUGGAGGUGGAACAGUCACCAUUGUGGUAGUCACUGUUCCAGGUGGAGAAGGAACAGUCACCAUUGUGGUGGUCACUGUUCCAGGUGGAGGUGGAACAGUCACCAUUGUGGUAGUCACUGUUCCAGGUGGAGAAGGAACAGUCACCAUUGUGGUGGUCACCGUUCAUGGUGGAGGUGGAACAGUCACCAUUGUGGUAGUCACUGUUCCAGGUGGAGGGGGAACAGUCACCAUUGUGGUAGUCACUGUUCCAGGUGGAGGGGGAACAGUCACCAUUGUGGUAGUCACUCUUCCAGGUGGAGGAGGAACAGUCACCAUUGUGGUAGUCACUCUUCCAGGUGGAGGAGGAACAGUCACCAUUGUGGUAGUCACUGUUCCAAGUGGAGGAGGAACAGUCACCAUUGUGGUAGUCACUGUUCCAGGUUUGGUCGAAGAAUUCUCUGAUAUAGAGUCAGAUAUUGAGGAGAAAGUACCACAAAGUGAUUUCAGUAGUGACAUUUUUUAUAGAGAGACAGCAGAUGAUGAUGUUUCUACGAGUAAGGAGAGUGAGGAUUCUGAGGAGAGCGAGGCACUCUCACAGCCUCCAACUCGAAAGCGUGCUGCAUGUACUCAACAAACAGAUUCUGAAUGCUUCCACGAACGCAAUGGGUAUAUGGGAAGAAGUAACUGUAAAGGAAAUGGCAAGAUAUUUGGAUCUGUGGAUGUUGAUGGGCGUUUCAAAGCUCCCAAUGAUGAGAAUAAAGAAUUGAGUUUUGAUGAAGGCACAAUGUCAUUGCGUGGCCGAUUAUAUUUCAAGGUUUAUAAUCCAAAUGAGCCUGAUAAGUAUGGAGUAAAACUGUACAUGCUUGCUGAAUCAACAUCUGGCUACAAAUAUGACUCUGAAGUGUAUGCCGCUUCUGAGGAAGCAGCCAGCCUCCCUACUCCAACAACUUGUGAGGAAGCAGCCAGCCUCCCUACUCCAACAGCUUGUGAGGAAGCAGCCAGCCUCCCUACUCCAACAACUUGUGAGGAAGCAGUCAGCCUCCCUACUCCAACAGCUUGUGAGGAAGCAGUCAGCCUCCCUUCUCCAACAACUUGUGAGGAAGCAGCCAGCCUCCCUACUCCAACAACUUGUGAGGAAGCAGUCAGCCUCCCUACUCCAACAGCUUGUGAGGAAGCAGUCAGCCUCCCUACUCCAACAACUUGUGAGGAAGCAGUCAGCCUCCCUACUCCAACAGCUUGUGAGGAAGCAGCCAGCCUCCCUUCUCCAACAACUUGUGAGGAAGCAGUCAGCCUCCCUACUCCAACAACUUGUGAGGAAGCAGUCAGCCUCCCUACUCCAACAGCUUGUGAGGAAGCAGUCAGCCUCCCUACUCCAACAACUUGUGAGGAAGCAGUCAGCCUCCCUACUCCAACAGCUUGUGAGGAAGCAGUCAGCCUCCCUACUCCAACAACUUGUGAGGAAGCAGUCAGCCUCCCUACUCCAACAACUUGUGAGGAAGCAGUCAGCCUCCCUAAUCCAACAGCUUCUUCUGAGGAAGCAGCCAGCCUCCCUACUCCAACAACUUGUGAGGAAGCAGCCAGCCUCCCUACUCCAACAGCUUGUGAGGAAGCAGCCAGCCUCCCUACUCCAACAACUUGUGAGGAAGCAGUCAGCCUCCCUACUCCAACAGCUUGUGAGGAAGCAGUCAGCCUCCCUUCUCCAACAACUUGUGAGGAAGCAGCCAGCCUCCCUACUCCAACAACUUGUGAGGAAGCAGUCAGCCUCCCUACUCCAACAGCUUGUGAGGAAGCAGCCAGCCUCCCUACUCCAACAACUUGUGAGGAAGUACCCAGCCUCCCUACUCCAACAACUUGUGAGGAAGCAUACACUGGUUUUGACUUUGGGACGCCUUGGCUGGUGUGUACUAGCGAGGAUGAUAGCGGAGAGCUGGGAGACUUAACGGUGUGA